UCUCUUGCCAGCCGUGCAACUGACAACACAAUGUCAUGGCUCGUGAUUUUGGCACCUUAAUCUUUACGCGCUCUCUCUCAAUUUCUCAAUUUUCAUUGUGAUCUUUUUAUUUAUUCUUUUCUCCCCAUACGGUUGGAAAAACUAAUUUUACACAAGAAUCAAAAGGGAGUCAUAUAGGUACAGUUUUGGGGGAGUACUGUACUAAAAAGAGGAAAGGGAUAUAAUAAAGUGAAAUGAGAAACGUGUCAGUUGAUUACAAAUAUGUGUUACCGUGGAUCAUAUUUAAUGGUCAGUGUUAGGCAAGAGAUUUUAACGACCAUAUUAUUGGCUGCUGCAUCGAAAGGACCAUUUUCCGCUAAUGUGAAAAUUAUGACCGGUCAUAAUAUCCAAAGUAUAAUGACAGUUCAUCCUCUGCUUUAUUCCUUCAACCUACUUCAAAAAGACCUGCGAUCCCUCGGUAAAUUUCACCGAUGUCAUCCUUCAGUAAAGUAAACCUCAAUCCCUGAGCUAAGAAGAAUCUCAACACAACAUCGAAAGUGCAUCUCAGCUCGAGAGGAGAAUCGAAAAAAAAGAAAAAUGAGAAAAUCUCAACUUUGACCCAGUUUUACCUGAAAUCUCAAAUAUUGACUUUGAACUAAUUCAAACAUGAAGCCUAAAACCUACAGAACACCGAUUGGUCUACUCUUACAUGGAUUUUAAAGAGGACUUCACAAUAAAAUGAAAAAAAAUAAAUCAGUCAUCUUCGAAAAAAUGUAUAGCUCACCUUCAAAUUUCUGUACCUCGAACAGUCAAUAACUGUAUUUUUAUUUUAAUAUAAACAACCUUCUGUAAUAUAAAAAAGAUUUUAAUAAGAAGAAAAUGAUUAAUAAAAAAGCAAAUAUUUCGAAAAAGAAGAAAUUAUUAAAAAGCAUAUGAUUAAGAAGUAAAAGCUUAAGAAGCAAUAUUUAUUAUUUAGAACAAUAUUUAGAAAAAAAAUUGAGAAACAAGAGAUUAAGAAGCAGAUUAUUCAGAAACAAAAGACUUAGAAAGCAAAAGAUUUAAAAGCAGAUUAUUAAGAAGCAGGCAAUUCAGUAGUAGAUGAUUAUGAAAGAAGAGUUAGAAAUAAAAGUGAAAAAUUUAUUAAUCAAUGCAUUAAUAAAGAUAAAGUAAAAAUCGAGUGAUGCUGAAGUAAAUUAUUAUUAAUAAACGAAUUAUUAAUAAUACUGAAUCGGCAAUAAUUGACAAAUAAAAGAUUAAUACAUAAAUUCACACUACAAAGUUAAUGUACCAAUUUAAAAAAACAUGAUAAGAAAAAUUAAGCUCAAAUAAUCUAAAUCAUAUAGAAAAUUCAGAACAAAAUCUAAAACAAGUGAAAAAAGCGAACAAUUUGGAAAAAUCCUACGAAAUGAGAGAAAGAUCGUAAUGAACAGAUGCUGGAAUCUGGAAGAAUGGAUGCCAACAACACCAUUAUUGUGGACCCAACAAACGAGACAAUGAUGACUACAAUGAACACACACGAGAUAAUUAUUGACACGGGUCAAGGUAAUCAGACAUGGAACGAUUGGCAACACUUUGAACAUGUCCUACUUUUGAUCACCAAAGCAGCAGUGAUGUGCUUUAUAAUUUUAUGUGCCCUAUUUGGAAAUUUAUUAGUUAUUGUUUCAGUGAUGAGGCAUAGAAAAUUACGAGUCAUCACUAACUACUUUGUCGUGUCUUUGGCUCUUGCUGACAUGUUAGUUGCCAUUUUUGCAAUGAGCUUUAAUGCAAGCGUUGAGGUAUCUGGAACAUGGUUAUUUGGUUACUUUAUGUGCGAUGUUUGGAACUCGUUGGAUGUAUUUUUUAGUACUGUUUCAAUUCUCCACUUGUGCUGUAUAAGUGUCGAUAGAUAUUAUGCAAUUGUACAGCCACUCGAUUAUCCAUUAAUAAUGACAAACAUGAGAUUGGGUACAAUGUUGAGUGUUGUGUGGUGUUCACCCACUGUGAUGAGUUUUCUGCCAAUUUUCGCCGGUUGGUACACCACACCCGAACAUCUUAAGUGGCGACGAGAAAACCCGAAUGCGUGUGUUUUUGAAGUUAAUAAAGUUUAUGCGGUUAUCAGUUCGAGUAUUAGCUUUUGGGUGCCUGGCAUUAUUAUGAUCGCAAUGUAUUACAAGAUUUAUCAAGAGGCUGAUCGUCAGGAAAGAAUGCUCUAUCGAAGCAAAGUUGCAGCAGCUUUACUAAAUAAACAUCUGCAAAUCAACGGAAUAUCAGCGGGAUUAGCAGGGUUGCCAUCCGUUGGGCAAUCGUGCCCGGAAACUCUACCGGAAGAGCCUCCGAUAACCAGUAGUAGUAAAAUGAAGAGAGAGAGAAAGGCUGCAAGGACAUUAGGUAUCAUCAUGUCUGCUUUCCUCGCCUGUUGGCUACCCUUCUUCCUCUGGUAUGUGAUAACAGCAAUAUGCGACACCUGCAAAAGUGGCAACAUCGUCGUAGCGGUGGUUUUCUGGGUGGGUUAUUUCAAUAGUGCCCUAAAUCCAUUGAUAUACGCCUACUUCAAUCGAGAAUUCAGAGCUGCUUUCAGAAAAACCCUGGAAAGCUGUUGCUCAGUAUUGGGGCCAGUUAGAGACAUGCGACAAGUGCACAGAAAACAAGACUUAGUGCACAGUAACGCAUCAUCUGAAUUACACGUCAACAAUCAAUUGAGAGCAAGCGAAUUAACAAAUGUUCAUCUCGAAGCCUGUAUUUAGAGGCCUAACUAAGAGAGAUAAUAUUAAGAAUAAAAAUGAAAAAUAGAUUUAUUUCUUAUUUAUACUUUAUUCAAUACUUUACACUUUUUUAUAUAUCAACAAACUUUUAUUAUAACUUUAUUUUCAUUUUCAAAUAUAUUUUAAAAAUUUCAUUAUUUUCCUUAAGGGCAUUUGAGCAAUUAUGACGCCAAGUAAAAAAAAAGUAUUCAGAAGAUAAAAAAGUAUUGGUGAUAUCUUAAUCUGAAUGCGUUUUCGUAUGAAAACCUUAUUCGGGGGUUACGGUGAAUUCAUUUUUUUAAACUUUAGAAUGAAAGACUUUUAAGCAAAGUUCCCACAUAGCACAUUACCUUUCUGUAAGCUUCCUAUGAGCUUACUAGAAAUAUUCGUAAAGUUUGUCAGUAAAGUCAAGGUAAACUUAAAGCAAUUGUAAUAUGUCCGCAUCAUAGUAAGCUUUCAUUGUAGAAUCACUGUAAACUUACACCGAAAAAAAUACCUAGGACCAGUAUACCAGGAAUUGACUCGAUUUCAUAAUUACGAGAGGAACCCACUAUAGAAUACUAGUCAAUGCAAUAAAAUUCAAGCUUAGUUAAAAUGACCAGGAAAAUUAGUCAAUGUAACAAGGAAAAAUAGUCAAAUUGACUAAUUGUAAGAUAAUAAUAUUAGAUUUAGGACUUGUUUCACUAAGAGCCAGUUUCACUAAAACCGAUUAAAAGUUAAUCAAUGAUUAAAUCCUUAAUCAACCAAUCAUGAGUCAUUAAACUGUUUUUAAUCAUUGAUUAACUUUUAAUUGAGGUUGGUGGAAUUAGCCCUAACUCUUAUUAAAAGUUAAUCAAUGAUUAAGGGGCUUGUAACUUUCUUAGGCCUUAAACUCGAAAGUUUUUUAAAAACAAUUUUCUGAUCAAAAGUUUUUACAUGUCAUUGUGUAUGUUAAGAAGUCUUAAAAAAGAAUUUCAAAUUUGAGACCUGACCAUAAACUGGACUGAUUUGUACUCUGCAAAUUAACUUAGUUAAACCUACUGGAUUUAUCCGAACGAUAAUUCCGUAUGACAUUUUAUUAUCACUUUAUUUCCGUAUUAUCAAUUUUUCUUACGCGUCGCGCGAGUUCUUCGAUACAACUCCUCAAAUAUUCUUAACUUUACUUAGAAAUCUUUAAUAUGAAAGUUUAAAAAAAGCUAUUCAUGGUAAGCAAAAUGUAUUCACCAUAACCUCCCAAUAGGUUUUCUCGGGAAAGCGUAAGGCAUUUGAUAUGACAACAGUUUUACAACACAAAUGUUCUAGGUAUCUGGUUAAUAGAGUUUUGAAUAAUUUUUAAUAAAAGUUAUUGGAAAAUGUUUAUUAUAAUAUAGAUUACGUCUGUUAUGUGCAGGUUGUUUG
Molecule: messenger RNA, 4076 nt
Organism: Leptopilina heterotoma
Lineage: Eukaryota; Metazoa; Arthropoda; Insecta; Hymenoptera; Figitidae
Product: octopamine receptor beta-1R-like
Exons: 5
Coding region: 1410-2702 (430 amino acids)
Biological process (GO): adenylate cyclase-activating adrenergic receptor signaling pathway
Cellular component (GO): membrane
Molecular function (GO): octopamine receptor activity
Source: RefSeq, a predicted model, not a curated record